AUGCCAGGCAGCGUCUCGAUACCGCCUCACCUGAUCCAAUAUGUGGCCUCCCCGGCCAACACUGUCGAGUCGGCCUCGGAAGCGCUGGAGGAAUGGAUCAUUACGCGGCGGAGUAAAGGCGAUACCUUGUUUGAGGUUUCCGUCGGUCUUGCCGAGCUAGAAGAUAGAACACCUCCGCACUGCGGCGUCGCAUUCUCCCGCGCUCGAUAUAUCGCCAAUGUCCCCCCUCCCUCCGACCUCACACCGCCAAUGGGCCCGUUCCCCCUCUCUCGAUCAGCAUCGCCCGUCACUAUCCUCCACCACCUCCUUUCGCAGCCUCCGCCGAGCGUCGAGCACUCGCGCGAGGUCAUCCUCGAGUAUGUUCUCUCUCGAGAGGCAAAGCUUCGCGAUAAAAAGCCUGGACGGGGCGGAAAGGGGACGCUAGGCAGGGAGGGGUUUGAGGAUGUCGCCCGGAAGCUGGCGGAAAUUGAGGACGGGCUGAAGCUGCCUGGUAUCGACGCCAUGCAGCUCAGUACGAAUCGGCAGACGGGACUGGCGCUUAUCCUGUCGCUGAGAAUGUCGCUGUCGUACUUUACCUCGGUAGAGCUUGGGUUCCAGCUGUUGAAGCUUCAUACACCAGACGCGGAGCGGGUCAUCACGCAGCAUAUCCGGAAGAGGGUCGAGGGCGAGGGGCGGUAUGGAGUGGGUCAGGAAUUGGAACAGCUGGAAGAUAUGACGGUACGCCGAGCAGCACUUCGACCCGCUUUCCGCUCGGCCAGAGCGCGGACGACCCUACCGGAACGGCCGACCUACAGGAUCGCCCUCCCCGCUCCGUCCAAGUCUGGCUGCAUCAAGCUCAUCACCAGCUUUAUAAGGGACGUUGAUGCUGGCAUUCAGCCGUCCGUCGGUAUCGCCUCACCCGCAGGCGACAAGUCAUACUUUUCGACAGGCCCUUCCAGCGGAAGCCCCUCCACACCCUACACACCUCUCCCCCUCGGUACAUCAUCAAGGCGGCCACUAGCGGAUCCCAAUCCGAUCGCCAACUUUGUCUUUGAGCUAGUAUGCGAGUUCAUCACGCGCGAAAAGCGCGAGUACAUGCUCAAGUGCAAAUGGGCGAUCAAGGGGAGGGAAGCGCUCAGCAAGGAUCUGAGCGAGAUCGAGUCGGCGACAUGCCUCGGCAAGGGCGGUGCAUCACCGCACGCUGGCGAGCUCAUACCCAUCUUCCUCGUCCUGCGGAGGUCCCACAAUCUGCCCAAAUCCUCCCUCCCAAUCUCCAUCAUCGAGCCGUAUCUCGACCUCGUUCCCGCUCCGCCGGAUGAGGAUUCUAUCCCAUACCGCGAGCCAAGCGUGGCAAACACCACGGCCAAGCUGUACGUCAACCCGCGCCUCGACGACACGGCGGCGUACGAGGUACUGGAGGAGCUGCUAGAUAGCGAGAGGGAGCUGGUGGCUGAGAGCGAAGCGGAUGAUGCGAAAAAGGCGGAAUACUUGACGGAGCAAGUGGACCUGAUCCAGAAAAGGUUCCCGGACGGAUCAUACGAAGCUGUGUUCGCUCAGAUCAAAGGCUUGAUUGCCAAUCCCGUCACCGCUCAGGCCAUGCUCAAGCCGCCGCCGGUAGAAAGGCAGCCAUCCAUGCACCGCCGCGCCCUGUCAUCCGCCGCGUCCGGCAACCUCCAAAAAGACGCGCUCGAUACGGACCGCCUACCAGCUCCACAGAGCCUGGAACGGAGGCUAUCGCACAAUCGCUCGGCGAGCAUGCCGUCGCGGCAAUCCACGUUUGAUCCGCCGGCCCAAGCAAUCGAUCUCAACUCGGACUCGGAAGAGGAGAUGGCGCCUACUCCAUCAUCCGUGGCGAACCCCAAACCCAUCCUUCCCCCUCUAUCUACCAAUUCCGGACCCUAUGACAACCAGUAUCUUAGCCCUGGAGCCGUGUCGGGCGACCGCUCAAGCACUGGCAGCGCAGGGUGGUGGGACGUCAUCUCGGCGGUUGACAACGAUCAUCGGUCGUCACAACCCUGGCGCAGCCCCAGUACACCGGCGAGGCUUGAGCUAAGCUUACCGCCUGGCGCGGAAGCGGCUCGCGCCCCGGAACUGGCUUCGCCCCUGGACGAGAGCUUCAACAAACUUGACCUGGACUUUUCCGCUUCCCCUUCCUCCCCCGAACGGUCCCACUUUCCAAUGGCCGAAAGCUCGCCCGCUCGGCGCGCGAUGACACGCGCGGUUAGCAGCGCGCCUGGGUCGCCCGGUGGCGGCGGGAGUCCGAGGGCCGCCGCACCCGUCUACCGACCUCCUCCCGUACCCAUCAACUUUGAUCGGCCCAGCUUCCCCUCACCCACACUGCCCAGCUCGGCCCUACCCGCCUCCCCUCCAGAAAGGUCGCCCCCGGUCGUCAAAUCCAAGCUGGGAACGUUUGGUCGCUCCCUUUCCAUUGCAAGCAAGACGAUGCUCGCGAGGUCUAAAGAAAAGGAGCGGGAGAAGGAGGCGCUCAGGGAGGGGAGGGAGAAGCUGGAGGUGGAGCGCGAGGGGGACAAGGAGAAUGAAAAAGUGGCGGCGAUGCGGAGGGACAAGGUGAAUAAUAGCCCGGGAAGGUGGAACAAGGAUAUGGUGGCGAAUAUCAUGGGGCCGCCGGUGGACAGGAAGUAG
Messenger RNA from Dioszegia hungarica, 2622 nucleotides. RefSeq lists its product as uncharacterized. The transcript has 4 exons. The record is from RefSeq and is a predicted model, not a curated record. Lineage: Eukaryota; Fungi; Basidiomycota; Tremellomycetes; Tremellales; Bulleribasidiaceae. The coding region runs from base 1 to 2622 and encodes 873 amino acids.